AUGAAUAAAUUCCUCUUUUCGCAGAUUUUAUUUUUGACAUUGGCAGCGGUAGCCAUGGUGGCGGCGGAGCCCCCCGUCAACAACCAGUACCUCCCUCCUGGUCUUCAGACAGAGGCGGCAUUCCCAGGCCGAGGAUCCCCCAACAACCAGUACCUCCCUCCCUCCAGUCAGUACGGCGCUCCCGGUGGUGGAAACGGCGGAUUCGGAGGUGCUCCCUCUAGUCAAUACGGUACUCCUGGAGGCAGCAACGGAAACGGAUUCGGUGGACGUCCUUCCAGCCAGUACGGUGCUCCCGGUGGCCGGCCCUCCAGCCAGUAUGGAGCUCCCGGUGCUGGAAAUGGAUUUGGUGGAAGACCCUCUAGCCAAUAUGGAGCUCCUUCCAGUCAAUACGGUGCUCCUUCUGGUUUUGGUCAAAAUGGCGGAUACGAUGAUGGUCCUUCGGAGCCAGCGAACUACGAGUUCAAGUACGACGUGGACGCUCCUGAGUACAACGUGAAGUUCGGCCACCAGGAGGCACGUCAGGGGGAUGUGGCCCAGGGAAAAUACUACGUGCUGCUGCCCGACGGCCGCACUCAGCUGGUAGAGUACGUUGCUGACCAAGACGGCUACAGGCCCAAGAUCAGCUACGAGGGUGGUGAAGGAGGUUACGGCCGGGGACCCAACGGAAACGGAAACGGCAACGGUGGUUACCAGUACAGGAAGAUCCUCCUGGUUAUCCUGAGCAUCGCCCUAGCGACCGCCGAACCCCCUGCACCCCGCCAUGGAGGACACGCUCAGCUCGCUGCGCUCUCCGCAGCACUUGACACCUUAGGUGGGACACCUUCUGGUUCCUAUGGAGCACCUUCCGCAUCCUAUGGGGCACCUUCCGCAUCCUAUGGACCACCAUCUGGCUUCCCCCGACAGACAAGACCUUCCGCUGCUUAUGGUGUUCCCGGAUAUGACGAGCCUGCCAACUACGAGUUCAAGUACGACGUUGACGAGCCCGAGUACAGCGUGAACUUCGGCCACCAGGAGGCACGUCAGGGAGACGUGGCCCAGGGAGAGUACUACGUGCUGCUGCCUGACGGACGCACCCAGCACGUCGCCUACGUGGCCGACCAGGACGGCUACAGACCCAAGAUCAGCUACCAGCAGGGUCAAGCAGCACAGUAUCGAUAUGACCGACCCUCUAAGCCGUUUAGGCCUUCGGUCAGCGUAAUUUCUCCGCCCUCUACAGACUUCGGGAUUCCUUCAAGACCUUCCACAGUCUACGGAGUUCCUUCCAGACCCUCCACAGACUACGGGGUUCCCUCAAGACCCUCCACAGACUACGGGGUUCCUUCUAGACCCUCCACAGACUACGGGGUUCCUUCAAGACCUUCCAGACCUACAUCAUCACACUCGUUUCAAGGAGGAAAUGACUAUUACUAUGAUGAGCCCGCGAAUUACCAGUUCAAGUACGACGUGGACGCGCCCGACUACGGGACGUUCUUCGGCCACCAGGAGUCACGUCAGGGGGACGUGGCCCGCGGGGAGUACUACGCGCUGCUGCCUGACGGACGCACACAGCACUUCACCCUUGUUCUGGCGUGUGUGCUCGCAGUAGCUGUGGCGGAACCCCCCGUGCCCCAGGACGGCCAAGUGUCCCCCCAGUACGGCCCCCCAUCUGCGGGGGGUUACACCCCCGUGGGCGGACGAGGCAGACCCCACCCCUCCCCACAGUAUGGAGUCCCCUCCUCUGGUUACAGUGACGAGGUGAGAUCAGUCAGUCAAUAUUGGAACAAGAAACGUUCAAGGAACUCUUCCUCGAUAAUCGAUAGUCGUGAGACGAACCGAAUAAUUGAUUUGCUUCCAAAUGUCCAGGAGCCGGCCAACUACGAGUUCAAGUACGAUGUAGAGGACCAGGAGUCCGGGGUGAAGUUCGGCCACCAGGAGGCACGUCAGGGAGACGUGGCCCAGGGGGAGUACUACGUGCUGCUGCCUGACGGACGCACCCAGCGCGUCGCCUACGUGGCCGACCAGGAUGGCUACAGACCCAAGAUCAGCUACGAUGAGGCCCAAGGAGGCUACAGCCGUGGUCCAAGCGGGGGAUACCCUCGAGGUGGUCCCAGCUCACCAGGCUACAGCAAGUUUGGGACCUCCACUGCUGUAACCUCCCUGUCCGUUGGGACCUCCACUGCUGUAACCUCCCUGUCCGUUGGGUCCGCUUCCGUAUCCGUUCUGGUCCUCACCACCCUCGUAGCUGAUCUUGGGCCUGUAGCCGUCCUGGUCAGCCACGUACUCUACCAGCUGGGUGCGGCCGUCGGGCAGCAGCACGUAGUACUUCCCCUGGGCCACAUCCCCCUGACGUGCCUCCUCAUGACCAAAGUUCACGUUGUACUCUGGAGCCUCCACGUCCGUACCCUGAGGGUGAGAAGCCGUUGCCGCUGGGACCUGAGGGGUAGCCCUGCUGUUGCUGUUGUCCUGGUCUCCCGUUCCCGCCGAAUCUGCCGGGCACGCCGUACUGGCCUGAGAGUCCCAGCUGGCCUGAGGGGGUGCCGUACUGGCUGGAGGGAGGGUACUGUCCCUGGGGCAAACAAAACAUAUUAUUCAGGUUCGGUAAAAAACAAGUUCUUGUUGAAACGUACUUCAGUGAUGAUAUCAUCCUCCAUGCGGCGAUCCAGGGUGACGUCCCUGUUAGAGGCUUUAAUUGUUCUGACUUCACUCGCCCUAUCUGUGCUGGCCGAGCCACCAGUACCCCAGGGUCAGUACGGGGCUCCCUCCAGCCAAUAUGGAGCUCCCUCCAGCCAUUCCGGUGCUCCUUCCAGCCAAUAUGGUGCUCCAGGAGGAUAUUCCUCUGGUGGUUACCCUGGUAGCUCUUCAGGCAGAUUCGGAGCUUCUGGCAGUGGACAGUACGCUGGUGGAGACGAACCGAUGUUCACCCACGAGCAAGACUUCCAACAGAGUCCUGGAGUGAUCUGGGGCAAGUGGUCGGUGGUGCUCCCUGACGGAAGGACCCAGAAGGUGGAGUACGAUGCUGAUGAGAAUGGAUUCCACCCUGUCAUCACCUACGACGAGCCCGAGGGUGGCUUGGGAGGAUAUAGCAACGGUGGAUACAGCAGCGGUGGUUACAGCAGUGGAGGUUACAGCAGUGGAGGAAGUGGAGGUUUUGGCAACGGAGGCCACAGGAGUGGUUCUAGGAACGGAGGAUACAGCGGAAGUUCGUCUUCCGGAGGAAGAGGAGGUUACAAUUACUAACUAUGAUCUCUUGACAAAGAUGUAUUGGCCCAAAUAUGAAUAAUAAUUUAUUGUGAAUACUUGUAAGAUAAAUUUUCAAUUGCAUGCUCAUAAUUAAACAAAUUUAAUUUUUAUUCUUUCCAGUUUUAACUAAACUUUAUGUAAUUAAUAUUUUAGAUACUUUAAAAUGUAUAUUUCCUAUUCCAAAUUUACAGAUCCUGUAAGAUGUUGAAUGGUGUGAAUAUUUUAAUGAAACGUACUAAUCCUCAUAUUAAUCCCUUAAUGUAUGGCUAUCUGUUACCUUAAUUAACCAUGUCAAAUGUACCUUGUAGUUAGAUGAUACAAAAAUACAAUGUAUAUUAUUUAUUAUGUAAUGUGUGCUGUGUUCAGCAUUAUUUUGUAUUGUUUUGUAAAUAAAUAUUUAAAAACUAAAAUUUGUAUUGAGCACAAUGAAAUCAGUACCCUUUUGAAGUUAUCGUAAGCAUUUAACAUAUUUAUUUAUUUCCAAAAAUACCAGGAAACAAAUAAAUCGUGCUAACUCUUGGAAGAAAAUAUAAUGGUUUGAUUAAGACUCAUUUUUUUCAACGUUUUUAUACAGUUCAAAAAUUUGUUGAACUUUUUAAGUGUAGAUUAAUUUUAUUAUCUCUACAACAAACGCAUUGAUUUUUUACGUCCAGUAUUAAAAUGUUGUCACUGUGAUUUUAUGGUAUUAAAUGCAGCUAUAAAAUAUUACCCUUAAACGCAUUUACGCAGAAAUAUGAAAAACUAAUGAGUUUAGCGCAUUUUGGAAGACAUUGACGUGUAAGAGUUCAGCGAUUUACUGCAAACUUUCGAUAUUGACAAUCUCAAAAAUGGUAUCACAGGUUAAAUAUGUGAUUACAUGUACUUGAUAAUUAUGUUUGUAAUCAAUUUAUACUAUCGUGUAUAAAAAGACUUGUGAUUUAAAAAAGAGCACAAUUUUGCCUGUAUGUCUAGUUUUUAACAACUGUAGGCAAAAUACUAGAUGAUUUUAGUACUGUGUAGAUGUCUCUAACUACAAAACCUGCAUUUGUUCUGCCAACGUCUCUACAUUCAGCCAGCUACUGUUAUACGUUUUUUUAAACCGAUAUAAAAGUAAAUAAAAAAAUAAUAUUUUGAAUAAUUUUAAAUACUAGACGACACUUUUUUAAAACUAAUAUUUCUUUAAAACGCUUAAUCACUAACUUUUAAUUUUACUAUAAAUAGCAAUAUAUAACAGCAAUCCACCUUGAUUGAGUAUUGAGAAGUGUUUAGUAAUUUAAAUUGAGAAAAUAUGGUAAAUUACUUAAUUAUUCCAAUAAAGGAAAAAAGUUUGUUUUUAAAAUAGAAAGUGAAA
Homalodisca vitripennis (glassy-winged sharpshooter) is the source of this 4549-nucleotide messenger RNA. RefSeq lists its product as uncharacterized. The coding region runs from base 1 to 3216 and encodes 1071 amino acids. The record is from RefSeq and is a predicted model, not a curated record. Gene Ontology annotation, cellular component: extracellular matrix. The transcript has 13 exons. Lineage: Eukaryota; Metazoa; Arthropoda; Insecta; Hemiptera; Cicadellidae.